GAAAGUGACACGUCAGUGUCUAGUUUUUCCAACUGUAGCUGAGACACCAAGAAGCGCUUACAUUUUCCGAACUGUACUGAGUAAGCUUAGACUAAACCUAAAGUCUGUGUUUUUCCUCUGAAAUGGAAGAAGUGGAGAUUGCCGAUAUCAACGACGAUGAUUUCACAUCAUUGGAGAAGCAGGGGCCGCUGGAAAACGCGGACCUGAGCGUCCUGAGCCUAACUGUUGGAGACAUUUUGGCACAGUAUGGCUGGUAUAUUAUGGUUGUCACGGUGCUGCUCUUCCUGUUGAUUCAACACAUGCGCAAGAGAAGCUCCAGCCAGAGCAGCAGCACCACAUCCUCACCAGCCCGGCAAGAUUCAGUGUCUGUGGUCAGAAGACAGGAGGCUGUAGAAGCAGCUCGGAGAAGAAUGCAAGAGGACCUUGAUGCCAAAGCAGCCGUUUUCAAAGAAAAACAGAAGCAGCAAGAGGAGGAGAAAAGGAGGCAGAAAAUUGAGAUGUGGGAGAGUAUGAAACAGGGGAAGAGUUAUAAAGGAAAUGCAAAACAUUCUCAGACCAAUGAAGAGGCAAACUCGGCUACAACUGUGCUGAAGCAAAAGACGGAAAAGAAACCACUUCGCAACAGUGGCUCGAAGGUAGGAGACGUCCGUCCAAGUCGAGCCGGAACCACCCAGAU
This is a messenger RNA of Thalassophryne amazonica, 676 nucleotides long. It is a transcript of the gene selenos, whose product is annotated as selenoprotein S. The transcript is spliced from 6 exons. Gene Ontology annotation, cellular component: Derlin-1 retrotranslocation complex; endoplasmic reticulum membrane; Derlin-1-VIMP complex. Lineage: Eukaryota; Metazoa; Chordata; Actinopteri; Batrachoidiformes; Batrachoididae. The annotation marks the transcript as partial. Gene Ontology annotation, biological process: retrograde protein transport, ER to cytosol; endoplasmic reticulum unfolded protein response. The record is from RefSeq and is a predicted model, not a curated record.